This is a messenger RNA of Anoplopoma fimbria (sablefish), 747 nucleotides long. RefSeq names its product trypsin-3-like. The transcript has 5 exons. Gene Ontology annotation, molecular function: serine-type endopeptidase activity. Bases 1 to 747 code for a protein of 248 amino acids. Gene Ontology annotation, biological process: proteolysis. Lineage: Eukaryota; Metazoa; Chordata; Actinopteri; Perciformes; Anoplopomatidae. The record is from RefSeq and is a predicted model, not a curated record.
AUGCAUGCUCUGCACGCAUUUCUGCUUUUUCGUCUCCUUGGGUUUCUUGGAGGAAAUGCAGAUGUGAGGGGAAUCACGAAUGGGGAAGAAGCUCUGGAUGGGUCCAUGCUGUAUAUGGCCUCGUUGCAGAACAACAGGGGUCAUACAUGUGGAGGAUUCCUGAUCCGUGACAACAUUGUGGUCAGUGCUGCGCAGUGUUAUAACGCUGAUCUUACACAUGUUGUACUUGGCACCCACGAUCUCAAGAGUGUUGAUAAUGGAAAUAUUAGAUCAAUUGAAAAGACAUACAUACACCCAUCUUAUGAGGAUGUAGGAAAAGGUUCAGACAUCAUGCUCCUCAAACUGUCUGGGAAUGUUGAACUGAACAAAACGGUGAACACAAUUUCUCUUCCCACACCUGAACUGAACAUGGAAGGAAACUGCCAGGUGGCUGGAUGGGGAUAUAACAAUGGUCGUCAACUUGUUGAUAAGCUGAGAGUGGUGAAUGUCUCCAUCAUCAACCACAAAGUCUGUGAGAAUCAAUGGCCUGCUCUUCCUGCCAAUGUUAUCUGUGCAGGUGGAUAUGGCACAGAUAAAGGAUUUUGUCAGGGUGAUUCUGGUGGUCCUCUGGUGUGCAACGGAAAGGCUGUUGGUGUUGUGUCUUUCAACUAUAACGGAAACUGUGACUAUCCAAAUCAACCCAACAUCUACACCGAGGUAUCAAAGUACCUUGACUGGAUCAAAUGCAUCCUCAUGUGUUAUGAGUGA